AUGAAUUUGGACUCCUCCGAGGCGGAUCCAGGUGAGAUCCAGGUGAGGCCAGCCGUGCCGGGCCAGGAGCUCCGAUCGCAGCGCCGCUUCUCCGCGGCCAUCCGAUUUCUCUCUCGACCCGACAGACCUCCUUCGUAUCCUACUUUCGCGGCGACGAGGAAGAAAGAAGGGCGAGCACGGUGCGUGCCUUCCAGAAGGUCGAGAGCGAGUCGGCGGCGUCUUCCGGCUCGGAAUUCCUGCCGGUUUCGUCUCCCAUCCAUCGUGCCCGCGAUGGGGAACAAGGACACCAAUGAAGGCGGUGAGCUGACGACGAACGGAGAGAGCCCAUUCGUGGGGGUGAACGAUCCGAACCGACUCAUCGAUUCCACCUGGAACUUGACCAAGUUGGCGUUGAAGGAAAUCGGUGACGUGGUUCCUCUUCGCACCUACGAGGUGCCACUCCUGAAACACGACUUGGAAAUACCGCCGAUCGGAUUCGCCCUUCCCCUCGGAAAGACGUUCUUCUUGGACGACGGCACCUUGGAGGGAUUGGAAACCGCACGCAGAACGGGAAACGCGAUCUUGCGGCGAGACGGAGACGAUUACGUCGUGGAGGCAUCCAUGGAGGCGGAUCGGCUCCUUCUCAACUAUACGGCCGCCUUGCGGUUCCUUCUCUUCAGCAUCGAGAGGAAGUUCUCCGCCGAGUUCGAAGGAAUCCAAAUGGAUCUCGAGAUCCGAGGGAACCCGACUUCCAAGAGUUUCUCCAUCGGACAGUUCGACAUCAAGAACAUUCGAGACGUGAAGAUGCGGUUGGGUGAAAACCGGAAGUCCAACUCUCUCCUCACCACGGUGGUGAGGGGAAUGAAUCUGUUUCUGGGAUGGUCGUUUUACGAUUACCUGGAACCCCUUUUGAACAAUGGGAUCCGAGGCGGGAUUCAAGUCGGCCUGAACCUGCUCAGGAGCGAAAGAUCUUCGUGAAGUGAGGCAGCCUCCAGGAAAUUUCCCCGUCGGCGCUCGUCAUUGCGACAUCAUACGUCACACACUCGAUUUCGAGACGUCGUGCCGGCGGACUCCGUGUUCCCACGAAUUAAAACUUUCAUGUUCGUAGAAACAAGUAUCGUGCAUUUUCUCAACGAAUCGGUUGCUCGUGGGAGGAUGAUCAUUUCGAUGCAUGGGUUUGCUUCUUUGUAUCUUGGAAUUAAGUCUUCACUCUUUUUCUUUGACCAAGAUUUUCUUUUCGCCGGAUGCCGAAAGUCCUUCAUGUAACAUUUGUUCUUGCAACACGCCGUCAUGUAUUUAAUCCCUCGGUGGAGGGGAGAUAAUCCAAGCACGACACUUGGAAAUGUGAUUUUGUUUCAGCUUAGAGUACACUGGAAUAAAUCCCGG
This is a messenger RNA of Darwinula stevensoni, 1365 nucleotides long. The record is from the annotation of a GenBank genome assembly. Lineage: Eukaryota; Metazoa; Arthropoda; Ostracoda; Podocopida; Darwinulidae.